AUGGCAUCCAAUGCCUCUGCUCCAUUCGAUCUCCCCCCCCUCCCGGCUUACACGCUGACUCCACGCCCUCCGCUUCUGCCUCCGAUCCCAGAUAACAUCCUGGCCCUCAUCUUGCCUGUCGUCGCCUAUUGGAGCGUGUCCAUGAUCUUCUACUACAUCGAUACCAAGGACUUGUUCCCCCAGUACCGCCUACACACCCCCGCCGAGCUACUCAAGAGGAACCAUGUUUCCCGCCGCGACGUUGUCAGGGACGUCAUUUUGCAGCACAUCAUCCAGACUAUCGCCGGUCUUGUGGUGGCCUAUUUCGACUCUACCGAAUAUACGGGCAAAGAGGAGUAUGACGUUGCUGUCUGGGCUCGCCGCAUCCGCAUCUCCCAGAAGGCUCUCCCUGGCCUUUUGUCUGUAGUCGGAGUCGACGCAAUGGGCUUGGCGAAGAAGCUUGCGCACAAUGGAUUCGUGACGCUUGGGGGAGUGCUGGCUGGUGGCUACUACCCUUCUGCUGUUCAGAAAGUUGCACUUGACAAUGGCGUUGAGACUCUGGUGCCUGCAUUCGCCGACUGGGAACUCACGGUCGCCAGUUUCAUCUACUGGUACUUUAUCCCGGCCCUGCAGUUCACCUGGGGUGUUCUUGUCGUGGAUACUUGGCAAUACUUCUUGCAUCGUGCGAUGCAUCAGAACCGCUGGCUCUAUGCUACUUUCCACUCUCGCCAUCACCGACUCUACGUCCCCUACGCCUUUGGUGCUCUUUAUAACCACCCGUUUGAAGGGUUCCUACUCGACACUGCCGGCACCGGAGUCGCAUUUUUGACUUCGAUGAUGACAAAUCGUCAGAGCAUGUGGUUCUUUACCAUGUCCACUAUCAAAACCGUCGAUGACCACUGCGGCUAUGCCUUCCCCUGGGAUCCUUUGCAGAAGAUUACAUCAAACAAUGCCGCCUACCAUGACAUCCACCACCAGAGCUGGGGCAUCAAGACCAACUUCGCCCAACCAUUCUUCACCUUCUGGGAUAAGCUCCUCGACACUAACUGGAAGGGCGGUGAUGUCAAACUUCGUUAUGCACGUGCCAGGGAUGCAGCCCAAAAGAAGUUGGAUGAAGACGCACCUACUGCAGCGAACACCAAUGGUGUUACGACAAACGGUAAGUCCACUGCCACAGAGUCCAGCAAUUUCAACGGCAACACGAAGCCACAGAAAACGACAACCGCUCUUCCCGAGAACGUCCCUACUCCCAAGAAUUUGGUGACGAACGGUGCGACCAAGGCAUAG
Messenger RNA from Monascus purpureus, 1266 nucleotides. The record is from the annotation of a GenBank genome assembly. Lineage: Eukaryota; Fungi; Ascomycota; Eurotiomycetes; Eurotiales; Aspergillaceae.